Messenger RNA from Medioppia subpectinata, 462 nucleotides. The record is from the annotation of a GenBank genome assembly. NCBI's taxonomy places the organism in Eukaryota, Metazoa, Arthropoda, Arachnida, Sarcoptiformes, Oppiidae.
AUGAAAACAACCAAAAGGGCUCGUAUUGUAAACCUAUCAUCGAGUGCCCAUCGUAUCGGUGAGAUUGACCUGGAUAAUAUUAAUCUAAAACAUGGCGCUUAUAGUCCAUUGAAAGCCUACGCCCAAAGUAAACUGUGCAACGUGCUAUUUACUAAGGAGCUCGCCAAAAGAGUACCAGGCUCAAAUAUUAACGUAUACGCCCUUAAUCCCGGUUUAAUCAACACUGGACUGGACAGAUACGUGUGGUCACCCGUUCCCACUAGUCUUAAACCCUACCUGUAUUUAAGCCCAAAGAUGGGAUCCCAGACUACACUCUACUGUGCCAUCGAUGAGACUCUGGAUAAUGAUAAUUGUCGUCGCGUUGAGCACAUGGUUUCCAACGCCAAAAACGAUACGACCGCUCGUCUACUCUGGGAAUUGAGCGCCGAUUUAGUCAAUCUCGAGAAGGAGCUGAGGAUUUAA